AUGGCGGCAAAGAAGAUCAUUGCCGUGUUUGGGGCCACUGGCCAGCAAGGUGGUUCGGUGGUUUCCGCGAUCCUUCAAGAUGCCAAACUUUCGAGUGAAUGGUCUGUUCGUGCUGUGACCCGGGACACCACGAAAGAGUCCGCCAAGAAGCUCGCGGCCCAGGGCGCCGAGACUGUCCAGGCCGAUUUAUCUGACAAGAAGUCGGUCGUCCAAGCGAUUGCUGGGGCUGAGGCCGUGUUCGCCGUGACCAACUACUGGGAGUCCCUGAAUGCAGAGCUAGAGGUCAAGCAGGGAAAAGACAUUGCCGAUGCCGCUAAAGAAACUGGCGUCAAGCACUUGAUUUGGAGCUCUCUCAUGGACGUCAAGAAAUUGACCAACGGCAAGCUCCCCCACGUCUACCACUUUGACGGCAAGGCUGCGGUGGAGGAGCAUACCCGCUCUCUUGGCAUCCCCGCAACCUUCUUCAUGGCAGGCUUCUACAUGACCAACAUUCCCGGCCAGGCACUGCGCGCCGACCCCCCCGCUCACGUCUGGACUCUGGCGUUGCCGAUGCCCGAGAGCGCACCCAUUCCCGUCUUCGAUAUCACCGACACGGGCAAAGUUGUCAAAUCCAUCCUCCAGAACAAGGAAAAGGUCCUGGGAAAGCGGGUGCUGGGUGCUUACAAAUACAUGACGCCGAAGGAGCUCCUCGAGGAGUUCAAGGCCAACAUGCGUCUCAUGGACGAGGGCGGCUACUACGGCGGUGCAUCUCUGGACGAGUCGCACGCGCUCCUCGAGGAGCCUUUGACGAGCUGGAAGGAAUUCAUCGCUAAGGCACCGGCAUUCAAGGAUCUGAUAGACACGCUGGUCUAG
Verticillium dahliae VdLs.17 is the source of this 852-nucleotide messenger RNA. RefSeq names its product NMRAL1 protein. NCBI's taxonomy places the organism in Eukaryota, Fungi, Ascomycota, Sordariomycetes, Glomerellales, Plectosphaerellaceae. The transcript has 5 exons. Bases 1 to 852 code for a protein of 283 amino acids. The record is from RefSeq and is a predicted model, not a curated record.